AUGUUAACGCCGGAAGCUGGUAGUAUCCCACAGUUAUUAGCUACAUUUCAAAAUGAAUGGGAUGCUGUGAUGCUUGAAACUUUCACACUGAAACAGCAUCUAGAACAGACACGACAGGAAUUAAGUCAUGCAUUGUAUCAACAUGAUGCAGCGUGUCGUGUGAUUGCACGAUUAAAUGCAGAGAAUGCGACACUUAAGGAACGGCUGAUGCAACCGGUUGUAGAUGAAGCAAAAGAUGUUGAAAUGACAGUCUCAUUGGCAACGCUUGGACCUGAAAUACUGGCGAAUGUUGAUGCGAAACAGAAAGAAUUGGCAAAGAAACGCAAGGAGUUUAAGAAAAAGGAUGGACCACAACGUGCUGCAUUGCUUAACGAUCUUGAUGGCUGGAAAAUGGUCUCGAGUCACACCUUACACGAUUCAGACAGACCUGGUGUCACGUGUGUAGCCAUUGACAGCAAACGUCCGACACUCGUGGCUACAGGAGGAGUGGAUAAACAUGCCAAGGUCUUUGAUACGGACAAGCAGCAGCUUGUUGCUACGUUGACAGGCCAUAGUAAAAAGCUUAGUCAUGUUGAGUUCCAUCCGACCUCUGAUAUUGUGCUCACGGCCUCGCAUGACAAGACGGUCAAGCUCUGGACCCCACAGGAAGAAGGAUACGGCGUGGGGUACACGCUUGAUAGUUUUGACGAUGCUGUAACAAGCGCUUCGAUCCAUCCCACGGGCAACUAUGUGCUGUCCGGAUCAUUGGAUGCGACAUGGGCUAUUCACGAUGUGCGUCGUGGCCAGCUACUCUCGCGUUAUACCCUGAACGGUGAGCUGGCAUUACCUGAUGCAGCAGUGGACAAGCCCAAGAAAGCAGCGAACGAGACGCGUUGUGCACGUUUUCAUCCGGAUGGCGGCAUCUUUGGUACGGCUGCCAAGAGUAAAUUGGUGCAGAUGUGGGCGGUAAACACGCUGUCUAAUGUGGUAACUUUUGAGGGUCAUGCUGCACUUGUUACGACGCUGGCCUUUUCGGAGAAUGGUUACCACCUUGCGUCAGGAAGCGAGGAUGGUGUAGUGAAGCUAUGGGAUUUACGCAAAGCCACGAGCUUUUACGAGUUGUGUCUGAAGAAGGAGCAGCCAAAACUGAAGCUUGGAUCCAUUUACGCAAUUAACUUUGACGCCAGUGGGUCACACUUUGCCGUGGCUAGCGCACAAAGUGUACAGGUGCUAAAAGAAGUGAGUAAGAAUCACUGGGAGGUGGUCAAGUCGUUUAGCGACCACAAGGCCACAGUCACGGGCGUCCAGUUUGCGCAGGACUCGAGUUUUCUGGUUUCUACAUCUAUGGACCGCUCGCUUAAACUUUACAGAUAA
Molecule: messenger RNA, 1353 nt
Organism: Peronospora belbahrii
Lineage: Eukaryota; Oomycota; Peronosporomycetes; Peronosporales; Peronosporaceae
Source: the annotation of a GenBank genome assembly